Didymodactylos carnosus is the source of this 402-nucleotide messenger RNA. The record is from the annotation of a GenBank genome assembly. Lineage: Eukaryota; Metazoa; Rotifera; Eurotatoria; Philodinida; Philodinidae.
AUGUUUCCAGUAGUGCUCCAUUGGCUCGUUGAUGGAUCAUAUAUUUCACAAGUAGCAGUAGCCGACGAUCCCGUGUUACCACCAGUGACAAGAACUGUGCCCGAAUUUAACAGGGUUCCACAAACAACAGUCAAGUUUGAAGAACACCUCAAUAAUCGUCAAAUAUAUUAUAUUAAAACGUUGCAAGAUGUAAUGAUACGACCAUUAUCAGCAAAAGUUAUACAAGCAACAACAACAGUGCCUCAAGUGACGACGGCUAUCUUUACACCAUUAUCAAGAGUGAUGGACAAACAACAUGUUGUGGUCCCACAUGCAUUAUUAUUUGUCAACCACAAUAUAACACCAGUAUCAUUAUUAAACACAACCAAAUCAGCUAAAACAAUAGUUAAAGCACGAAUCUAG